Messenger RNA from Sodiomyces alkalinus F11, 3140 nucleotides. RefSeq lists its product as hypothetical. Bases 148 to 2769 code for a protein of 873 amino acids. NCBI's taxonomy places the organism in Eukaryota, Fungi, Ascomycota, Sordariomycetes, Glomerellales, Plectosphaerellaceae. The record is from RefSeq and is a predicted model, not a curated record. The transcript has 5 exons.
GAGGACAUUGAGACGGGUCAUCCACUCGGUCGAAAUCAGGACUUGGACUUGACUUUGGGACUCGCCGCUCCGUCAUAACGGAACCCAACCCGGCCAUCGGUCCCUCCUCGUUAUAGUCACAGGCAUACUCCGUCUUGGUCGACGAACAUGGCAGAUGCCUUCCUGAACAGCCCGAGCAUGCAUAGCGAUCCAGACCUGGACCUGGACCUGGACCUGGACCUGGACCUGGAUCUCUCCGACCCCAAGUUCAGCCAUGACUCUAUUUCUGCUCAAUGGUUCGUCCCGCAGAGGCCAGACAGACCCGCCGAACAGUCUCCCACUCAAUUCCAAUCUUCAUCCCAGUCAACAACUUAUCCGGGCCAGCAACAGCAUCAACAAGCUCCCUGGUCGUGGUAUCGCGUCAAGAAAGACGAUGAACUCGACCCCAAUGCCUCGGAAACCAAUCUCGAGGCUUCCUUGUCGUGCCUCGAAAUACCCGUCCCAACGACCUUCCCCACCGCUUCCGAUGCAGCCAACCUCAGGACGAACCCUCAGAUCAUAAUAGAUGAGUUUGCCAAGGACGUUGAUGCGACCUGCCAAGCCUAUUCGGACAGCAACAGCAGGCUCGACGAGGAGCCGUCAACUAGCCCACACUUGUCGUACCCUUCUUAUAUUGGGCUUGGUAGCAGCAGCUCUCUCCAUGGCCCUGGCGCCGUCCCCUACUCUGCAUCGCACACUUUCCCCCGCGCCGACAGCCAGGCCAGCUCGCAAAUGCAUGAUGAGACGGCUUCCAUCGCCAAUAGCCCUUCUUCCAUCGGUGACGGCGCUCAUCACGACACGGCCGCCGACGCCCCCAGCUAUCUGGCAAGCCCUGUCACAAGCUUCUCAGACCGAUUGUAUUCCACCAGUGCUCCCCUGCUCCGAGGCCAUAUCGCGCCCCAGUCCCGACCGGGUACCAAGUGCCCCUGGUUGAGCAUUCAGUCGACGUCGACAAGCGAAAAGUCGAACGGGACAGCGGAUUCGCACCCGUUCUAUCCGGAUCAAGGGACCCAGCAGGCUCACCAGGCUCACCAGGCUCAUCGGAUUCGCCCACAACCAACACCACUGAACACACGGGAUGUGCCCAGGUCGGUCUCGCAGGAGAACCCCCCCUUUUCAAGUCUUUCCCACAAGAGCUCUUCCCAAGAAGAUGGCGGCGGUAUGUGGACGGGUCUUGCCGACACGUCCAUCCAACUGGGCCCCGCUCGUGAGCUCUUUGGAACAUUCAACUCGCCCCCACUUGGCUCGUUUGAUCACUCCCAGUCUUUCUCCCAACCAGUAUCGCCUACUGUUUCCAUGGCGGGGGGGCUGCCCAUGACCCGAGACUGGAGCACACAAAGCCAUUCGACCGCCGCUUCGCUUGAUGUCCCCGCGCCCAGGCACACCCACAACUACAGCACAGGAACGAAGCCCAUACCGAUCCUCAAUCAUCGCCCCAGGUCACGACGAACCUCUCAUCCCCGCAGCUUCCCCAUUGCUACAUCCCCGUUCAAGCUGGCAAGGCACGAAAGAGGGAAGCGUAGGGGCCCAAUGCAGGCAGAGGCGCGAGAUGCUGCUAGGAAGACGAGGCAGUCAAAGUCUAUAUGCAUUCGCUGCAAGCUUACCAGGCAGUCGUGUCAACGAACGGACGACGCCCCCGACGGCCCCUGUGCCAAUUGCGGGAAACUUUCGGUGAAUUCCAAGUGGCCAGGUCCGUGCAUCCGGGCCUGCUUCGACGACAUUGUUCUCUCAGGGGGGGUGGAUUUUAUGGCUCAACGGAUCGUUCAUCACAUUACUCCCGACGGCAUGAGGACCAUGCGUUGGAGACUGGCUGAGGCCUUUGACGUCGACGAACUGCUCCGGUUGCUGGACGAAGCACGUCCCCGGUUCAACGUGAGAAUCAAACAAGGGGCGCAGUCAGUGUACGUAUUGAAUCUCGACGAAUGCUUCGCGUACCUCAGUCGCGUCCACGAAGGACUCCAGAGUUCUGGGCACGAGCGCAAUCUGCGAAGGUUUCUCGACCAGGACAUGCUAAAUGGGGAGCCCAAGGGCCAUGAUUGGACGUCUCUGGUGCUCGACUGCAGCUUACAGUCUGACAAGCUACGGUUACUACCCCUGCUAGGGCAGAUGACGGGCCACGCCACAUUCUACUACGUCUCCAAGACGCAACGGGACGCGAGCGGGGCGCCACUCGAACGGAUGAUGGAUGCUACGUCGUUAACGGAAGCGACGUACGUGAAACUGGCGGCAUACCUCGUCCGCAUCGUCAACCGCAAAGCCGAGGUGGACGGCUUCACGCAGCUGAAAAGCCAGCUCUACGCAUCGUACUCGAGCGAGACGCCGGUCCACAGCCUGGUGGCCCUGCUCACGGGGCUAGGACGCAUCUUGACGGGGCUGCGAUGGCGGGUGAAUUGCUGCGGCCUCUUGGCCGGCGGCGACGAGAACACCACCACCACCACCAGCGGGGAAGACAGGGCCGAAGCGCUCGCGGAUCCCGGGCGCGGGUUGGAGCUGUGCCGGGUGCUGUAUUUUUAUUUUUACAGCGUGUGGCGUCGCAUCCUCUCCAGAGGUUUGGCCGAGGAUAGCGAAGAGCUGGUCGAUGGGGAGUGGACGCGGCACCCGGAGGCGACGGUGUGGGAUGCGUUCCCUGGGGUCAACGGGGAGGUCAGCGGGGAGAGUUUCCUGGGAUUCGACGUGUGGAUGGACCAGGGACGGCAGUCGGUGUGGCAGUCUGGGGCGGCGGAGAGGCUCCUGGGCGGUGCCAGGUCCUAAUCGGCGUCAUCCCAUCCUACCAUUUUUUCCCCCUCAUGAUAGACGACAAGGGAGCUUACGGGACAGGAAACGGUUAAAGAUAGAUUGCAUUUUGGGAGGAAUCAAUUGUUAGAGGGUUUACCUGGGGGAGUUUGGGACAGCUCGUGUGGUUUUUGUUUCUUCUUUUUGUUUCUUAUUCUUUGCUUUUUCUUCUUCUUACUUUUCGUCCUUAUUUUCCUUAUUUUUCUUUCUUUCUUUCUUUUCUUUUUGGCUCUAUGGAGAGCGAUUGGGUUGGCUGGGGCUGAAUGUAAAAUAUCACCAUGUCUUUAGACUAUGCACUGCCUGCCGAUAUUCGAUAUUCGAAGGGGCAUUGAGGAGUUGAACGUAAAAUG